This is a messenger RNA of Podospora anserina S mat+, 1425 nucleotides long. RefSeq lists its product as uncharacterized. Gene Ontology annotation, biological process: regulation of peptide transport. The record is from RefSeq and is a predicted model, not a curated record. The coding region runs from base 1 to 1425 and encodes 474 amino acids. Gene Ontology annotation, cellular component: membrane. NCBI's taxonomy places the organism in Eukaryota, Fungi, Ascomycota, Sordariomycetes, Sordariales, Podosporaceae. The transcript has 2 exons.
AUGGCACCCCCAGAACCACUCCUCCCAGCAGCGCUGGCGCCGCCAGAUCACCAUCACCACACCCACCACCGACCAUCCGGUGAUUUCGGCAGAUCCAACAAACACAAUACUACAGACGACGAAGAAGAUGAUAUCUCCCCCCGAUCCUCCUCCUCGGACAGGCGCAGGUCGCAACACUACGGAGCGAGGGUAAUGCUAGGUGGAAUGUCGGCCGACCACUCCCCUGCCUCGGCAGGCCGAUUAUCACCACACACUGAACAACCACAAAAAUCAAGACUCCUCGGCGGGGUAGCGAGGAAAACACUAGGGAUAUGUCUCCUGCUGGUGGUCGUCUUUUUCUGGACAGUCUCCAACUUUCUCGCGUCGUACAUCUUCUCGGACGGGACAUACUCGAAGCCUUUUUUUUUGGUUUACGUCAAUACUUCGAUGUUUGCGAUCAGUCUUGCUCCCAUGACGGGGAAGUACAUCAUACAAAACGGUUGGCGCACGACGCUUAGUCAAGCAAGAGAGUUAUGGAAGGGGCGGUCAGCGCCGCUGUUGAGAAACGACCGAGAUGAAGAAGACGAGGAACGGCUGCUGGUGGUGGAAGACGAGGGGAGCUUGGAAGCGAACGACCUCCCCCCAAGAGAGGAAAAACUGUCCCUCGCGGAGACGGCCUGGUUGAGCCUGGAGUUCUGCAUGCUUUGGUUUUUUGCGAAUUAUUUCGCCUCGGCGUGUCUGGAGUACACGUCUGUCGGGAGUGUCACUAUUCUCACGUCGACGAGCAGUAUAUGGACUUUGAUCUUGGGAGCUCUUAAGGGGGUGGAGGGUUUCACGGUCCGGAAGCUGGUUGGGGUGUUGGCGAGCUUGGUGGGGGUGAUCUUGAUCAGUUCGGUGGAUUUGUCGGGGGCGAAUGAUGAUGGCAGGGGGAGUUUUCCGCACAAGUCAACGUGGGAGAUUGCGGUGGGGGAUUCGAUGGCGCUGUUCAGUGCGGUGGUGUAUGGGAUUUAUGUCACGGUUAUGAAGCUGAGGGUGGGGAAUGAGGAGAGGGUGAAUAUGGGCUUGUUUUUUGGCUUGGUGGGCUUGUUUAAUGUUGUUUUUUUGUGGCCGGGGUUUUUGAUACUGCAUUUCACCGGGUUGGAGCCGUUUGAGUGGCCGCCUACGGGGACGGUGUGGGCGAUUAUUAUGCUGAAUUCGGUGGCGAGCUUUUUUAGUGAUAUUAUCUGGGCGUAUGCCAUGUUGUUGACGACGCCGUUGAUUGUGACGGUGGGGUUGUCGUUGAACAUCCCCGUGUCACUUGUCGGGGAGAUGAUUCAGUACUCGCAGUACUCGAGUUGGUUGUAUUGGGUCGGGGCGGGGAUUGUGGUGCUGUCGUUUGUGUUUGUUACGCACGAGAGCCAGGAGGGAGGGGAGGGGGAUAAGGAACAGGAGCGGACGGGAGUAUAG